CCGCUACCCGGCAACCAAGCCCGCGCGAGCCGCCACCACCGCGCACGAAGGCUAGUCACACACCACAACAGACUACACCUGUGCUAUACCCAGUGGGACGGAGCACGGCCGCACCAGCACGGGAUGCUGGCUACCACACAGACAGAGCUCAAGCGGGACCACACAACCUAGUUCCCGCUCACCAUACUUAUGACAAGAUACAAUAAUAAAAUUGUGAUUUAGCUACACACUGUACCAAAUGAUGCGUCCAAAUUUUUGAAAUUAGCUUUAGGUAGUGAUGCGUUAGUAUAGUCAGGUUGUGAUGUUAGGGAUUAAAAACAUGUGGGCCGUCCGGAUGAGUGUGUGCCGGACGGAGUGAAUGGUGUCCGGAGGGGGAUGGGUGUGUGAGCGAGAGCGAUGGCGGCCGUGGCCGGCUUGUACGGACUGGGCGACGAGCAGCGCGCUCGCCACCGCCGCGGUCAGGCCAACGCCGAGCGCUCCGAGUCCAGGGACGACAACACCGAAGCGUCACUGCCAAAACUGUGCAGUCAGGAAGAGGAGCCGGGGAAGCCACCCCAGGGAGGAGUCGUCACCUUCGAGCCCAUACAGCACGACCACGACUUCUGCGAACGCGUCGUCAUCAACGUCAGCGGCCUGAAGUUCGAGACUCAACUGCGUACACUGAACCAAUUCCCAGAAACGCUUCUGGGCGACCCCGCCCGGAGAAUACGCUAUUUCGACCCGUUGAGGAACGAGUACUUCUUCGAUCGGAACCGCCCAUCUUUCGACGCCAUCCUGUAUUACUACCAGAGCGGCGGGCGCCUCCGGCGGCCCGUUAACGUGCCCCUCGACGUGUUCUCCGAGGAGAUUAAGUUCUACGAGCUGGGGGAGCAGGCUACCAACAAGUUCCGUGAGGAUGAAGGAUUCAUAAAGGAAGAAGAGAAGCCCCUGCCCUCCAACGAGCGCCAGCGCAAAAUCUGGCUGCUCUUCGAGUACCCCGAGAGCUCCCAAGCCGCUCGCGUCGUGGCCAUCAUCUCCGUCUUCGUCAUCCUGCUGUCCAUCGUCAUCUUCUGCCUCGAGACCCUGCCGGAGUUCAAGCACUACAAGGUGUUCAACACCACCACCAACGGCACCAAGAUCGAGGAGGAUGAGGUCCCCGACAUCACCGACCCGUUCUUCCUGAUCGAGACCCUCUGCAUCAUCUGGUUCACCUUCGAGUUGAUAGUGCGGUUCUUGGCAUGUCCGAAUAAAUUUAACUUUUUCCGCGACGUGAUGAACAUUAUCGAUAUUAUCGCGAUUAUUCCCUACUUCAUCACGUUGGCUACCGUCGUUGCGGAAGAAGAGGACACGCUGAACCUGCCCCGAGCCCCGGUCUCCCCUCAAGACAAGUCCACCAACCAAGCCAUGAGCCUCGCCAUCCUGCGUGUCAUCCGUCUGGUGCGCGUGUUCCGAAUCUUCAAACUGUCUCGUCACUCCAAGGGCUUACAGAUCCUCGGUCGCACCCUCAAGGCAUCCAUGCGUGAACUGGGACUACUGAUAUUCUUCUUGUUCAUCGGUGUCGUCCUGUUUUCCUCCGCGGUGUACUUCGCUGAGGCCGGAAGUGAGAACAGCUUCUUCAAAUCCAUACCAGAUGCGUUUUGGUGGGCGGUCGUGACAAUGACGACCGUAGGCUAUGGAGAUAUGACACCGGUGGGAGUGUGGGGCAAGAUUGUGGGUUCGCUGUGCGCCAUCGCCGGCGUGCUCACCAUCGCGCUCCCCGUGCCCGUCAUCGUAUCCAACUUCAAUUACUUCUACCACCGCGAGACCGACCAAGAGGAAAUGCAGUCACAGAACUUCAACCACGUCACCAGCUGCCCUUACCUUCCUGGCACGAUGGGCGAGCCCUACCUGAUUUCAGGGCCGAUCGUGAAGAAGUCAUCUUCGAUGAGUGAGGAUUCGUCAUCUGACAUGAUGGAGCUGGACGAGAGCGCUCUGGUGACUGAUCCGCAUCUGGAGUCCAACCUGAGGCGGCUGCAGGAGGAGGAGCGCCUUCUCCUGGAACAACAGGCCACCAUGGAAGCCGGCAACUCUGAUGACAUCGCCGCUCUGGAAACCCAGGAUGCUCUGCGCCUCAACCAGCUGCAGCAACAAGAGCUGCACCGCCAGCAGAACCUGCAGGCGCAGCGCAUCGCCCGCUACCAGCAGCAGCUGACGCAGGAGGGCGCGUCGCACGGCCACGGCCACGGCCACGGCCACAGCCACGGCCACGGCCACUACGCCGGACGCCGCGACGGGCCGCGCCGCCGCGCCGCCUGCACCGUGCGCGUCAACAACCUGCAUGCCGCAGAAGCCAUCGAGACAGAUGUCUGACCAAUAGGCUCCUUUGAGCUCCAUCAGUAUUAAAUCACAAGGCGAGGCGGUGCGAGGGCGCGCACGCAGUGUGGCGCGGCCGGCUGCCCGCGCGCUCCCCGCCCCCCUGCCACGUGUGACGCGCCGCCUCCCCCGCCCCCGCCACCCCGCCUGCACCCCCGACCCCGCUGCAGCGCUCAACGCACCACCAUGAGUGACCACCUCUGAACUGUUAAUAGGUGCUCACCUCGAGCGAAACCAGCGACCCGUUAGUUAGUAAUUAGAGACGAAGUGUUUACGAUAACUAUAAAACUUCUUUUUAAUAAGCUUGUACUGAGCGCGAACGCCGCACCCGCGGCGCACCAUUGUAAAUAGAAAUAACCAGCUUACCUACCGCUUCAUACACUUUCUACAUUUCGACACACGUGUAAUAUUAGGGAUGAUUCUUCAAGACAAUCAAAAUAGGCCUAUAGUUCUCGUUCCGUUCGUGGGGGACGUAAUCGAGUGUCGCUUGAUGCUUGCCACUUAGUAGUUUGUAAAUAGAUAGUUAGUCGGGUGGAAGGCGCACGCGCCGCACGCCGGCUUCACACCGCGCGGGCGCGCUCGCGCGUCAUCGCCAGCCUGGCCGCGGAGCGAGCGCGCCCGCGCCUCACGGACAUACAGUACCCAGACAUGACUCACCCGAAUUGACUCGACGCCCGGCGUCGCCCGAUGGCCUAAGCAGGCCCCGACACCCACUCAUCCGAGCUGCCAUCCAGAGCGUAGUACGCCUGCACUAGGUUACAGUUUGAGUAUAGCUUCUUACCAGCUGCGCAGGAGUUAGUUUCGAACGUGAUCCGUUUAGAAUUCGUUUACGCCCGAUGCAGUCUCGGUGACACGCACUCACGGGGAGUCGCCCGCGACUCGCUCGUAACGUAGCCAUAAGUUGUUUAUGUUAUAUGUUGUGAUGAUCCGAUGUUCGUGCAGAAGGGACACGUCCCGAUGCCCCCUCCCCUCGUACCCCCGUCGUGUUUCGCGCAACAGCCUCGGGUUCCACUCCACAAUAAUCUGUUGUUUAAAUGUUCUAGUGUACGUAGCUGAUGUAACGAUUCAGUGUUCACCCCAAGGGGAUAUUUAUCGUCUAAUUUACUAAUGUUUUAUCGGUGUUAUUUCAAUAGUACGAUACAAAGGAAGGUUGUGAGGCGUCGGCCGCCAUGCGGCAGUACUGAGAUAGGCUACAGAUGUGAAAGAUUCAUGCUAUUGCAAGGUUUACGAUUGUUAGCUUAUAAUAUAUUACCUUUGAACAUAUCCAGUAAGAAGUAAAUUGAUAUACGUUAUGUAUAAGUUAGACCAGCGGCUGAGCGACGGACGCAUCAAGUAUGUAGCAGCAGGGUUCAUUUGCGAAUCACGGAAGAAGGGUUGAGUAGGCUUUGUCGUAAAAACCUCUUUUUCAAGAUGUAGUUUGAGAUAUUCAUGGAACUUCUUGGCUUCAAAAACAGUACAUUUUUGCACCCAAGUUUUGCAUAAAAGUAUGAAAUUAUUCAAGCGUAUUGACUCGCACACAACACCGCAUUUCCAGCCCAGAGAGGUUUUCACGGCACGGGAUUGGAGUACGCCGUUGCUAUUCGAGGGUUGAACUACAACUGUCGGCAUCGAUCUACACAUUGACCAAGUUUCUACUUACUGCAAUAGCUCACACAUUGUCAUUAGUAUUAUUAACACAUUCAAUAGAUGCAACGAGGGCAGCCGCGAGCCUUCGUGGCAGUAAAAAAUAAUCGAAUUGCUAUUUAAUUCCGCCAUGUCAACAUGUAGCUCAACCCAAAAAUAACCAUGUAGAAAUUGAUUUCUAAUGAUAAUUACGUAAUAGAUGUAGUAGAUGAUACAUUCAAAUAAUUUUCAUCAUAUCAUUAUUACACAUUUCAUAGCGAUUAAACAUCUAGAUGAAAAGACAUGAUAUUUACGCCCUAUAUGAUAGAUUAGAGUAGUGUAGAGAUACUGAUAGAGUGUAAGUGCUGCCCCUUUACUGGGCGAUGUUCUUUUGGAGCUAUGGUAUUCACGCUCGUCAAUUCCAUGGGGAGUUAGGGCCGGGAGGGAGCCGGCCGCAGCCCCGCCCGCAGCCGCGGCCGCUCGAAGCAGACUCGUGCUCGUGCCAAACUGCGUCAAUUACCCCCGGCCUAGCGUUUCUAGCAUUCCUUUUUAAUGGCGUUUCACAUUUAAAAAUCAUAUACAAUAUUAUUAGUAGGUGUUAACAAUUCAAAAAUUGAUCGAUGUCAGUAAAUGUUAAACAUAAUUAUGUAUUAAUACGUUACGUAUGUUUAUUUGAAUGUGGUGCGGGUAAUGAGAUGAUAUUUAAACUUUUUUCUUGUGUCAAACAAAACGAAAACUUCAAUGAGGCCUACGAAACUGCUGUGUCCUAUUUUCGCAUUCAAAUUUUUAUUCUUAGACUGAAUCACCCAUCUCGACAUUCAUUUUCAAAACGGUUCUGAAGAUGCCCCCCUCACCGCGUCUGCUUGAGUCUGUAUUACACGGCUCACGAGGCCAUUAUCAAGACAGAAGCGGUGAAUUAGGUAUUCUAAUGAAUUUAUACUCGGAAUUGAUAAAAUAGGUGGUGUAUGAAAUGCCAGAUCUGUCACUAGCUUCAGCUUAGCCGCAUUUGGUCUUAUCAUGGAUAUGAGACGCGGCGCCUGCUAAGUGGUCGGUAGUGAUGGCUGGCUCUCGCGCGGUCGUCCGCGGCGCGCCCGCCCGGGCGGGACUUGACCGCCUCUGAGAGCGCUGUGUCACCCGUUCUGAUCGGACCAACCUCGGCAUACAAUGACGUCAGAUUUAGAAGUGACUUAAAUCUAUCGAUAUACUUAUUGCCCGACGGGUCCGGCUGGCGGGCGCGCGGCGGGCGACCGCGUCUUCCGAGCCGACUCACGGAGAGCACCACAUCAGGUUUACAGCGGAAAGAAUCACAAACAUACGUAACAAUGGAACCCGGUGCUGUUGCAGCGAUUUAGGUGUUACACGUAACAACUUUUAAUCAAUAUAUAUGUUAUAGUAGUACUCAGUAUGUGGAUGAUAUAAUAUUCUCUGUAUGGUUAUCCAGUUGAAUGUCGUCGGAGCGCUGUAGCAACAGUGCAACAUCAACAGCAUCUAAGUCAUCAACUGGCAAUAGAAUUUUGUGUCUAUAUUACACGUAGUUUUAAAGUAUAUAACUUUGUGGUGAAUGUUACAUUACGAUGUCGUAUUACAUCUUGUCGUGUUGUGUUGCACUGGUCUUUACAGUCUAUCUCACUCACUGGUAUUAUCGGUUCCCUGUUAUGGUUUGCAGCGGCCGGCCUCCGCCCGCCCGCGACCCGCGCGACUGGCGAGUGUUUCCAUCGCUGAUAGAUUGUCUAUGCCCUGUCGACCGUCGACUCUUGACACCAUAGACAUGAGAUCCAAAUUAGAAGUUAUUGAAUUACUCAUGUUGGCCAAAAUUGUAGUUACGCCGCGUUCGUUAAGGGCGUAUUAUAAUUUUCGCUCAGUAUUAUUAGUUGUUACACCGCAGGGCAGUCAGGCGGGAUGCCAGGGGCCCGUUGUCCGCAGUUCGAUUCCGUUUCGACACUUCGCUCGACUCCUUUCAGGUAGCUCCAACAAAACCAGGUCGGACUCUGUUACUUGAUUAAAAUUUAUUAUAAUGAAAAUUAUUAUUGUAGAUAGAUAAACCCACAUAGAUUUCGCUGAGGAAAUCACGUUUUUCUAUUUACUUGAGUAAUAUCAAUCUCGUAGUUAGGAUCGAGUUGGCAAAUUUUAAAUUUAUUAAGAAGUCUGAAAAUGUCCGUUUCAGAAAAAAUAUUAACUAUUAAAAAACUUGAAUAUCUACCGUAUUUCAAAUACGGUAUAGGAAACAACUGUAAUCGGUAAUUUUAUCUGUAAAUUAAAUUCAAUUUGGUUUAAGAUUUAUAGUUAGGUAUAAUCCGCAAAACUUUUAGCAGUGUGUGGUAUAUCUAAAUUUGUUUUAGAUAUAUGUUGCUUGGAUCGGUCAGCUGUCAGGCUGCGGUUGCGAUUGUAUGAAUUCUGAAACCUGCUGGACGUGGGACCUGCCUCGGCUUGCGCCGCUUGUCCGUGCCGCUGCGCACUUGUUACGAGUCGCCUGCGCCCGCGCCGCCCGCGCCCGCCGCGCCCGCUUCCGUAGGUGCGUCCAGGCUCUUUUACAUUUUACGCUUACGUAGUGGGUGAAGGUUUCACAGCCUUAUGACAUUGUAACAAGUACUAAAAUCUUAUAAAACUAUAGUUAUAAUUUCCCUUAUUCACUUGCCCCCUCUCCGUCCAGGUUGAAGCGUGUUCAUAUAUUGAAUAUAAAUCACAAAAUCAACGUCAUAAUUAACUUAGCGACGAUAAUUUCUAUGUAUCGUGAUACGUUGCAUUUCGUACCUACGUUUCGGGUUUCUCAAUAUUAUGACAACGCCAUAAAAUAUUGAUUUAUUUAAUAACUUCACGUAUUUUUCUACUGAACGGACACCAGCCGAGUUCUCCGUACGUGUGCUCUAUGUUUUGUUACGUCACACAGUCAUUACGGUAACUUACAAUAAAUCAGAUUAUGCUAAAAUUCGCUACGAGCUUAUAAUUGUUUGAAAUUAAAUAUUGUCACUAUUCGUAUUAAAUUCGAUCACGUAAUAUAAGAAGCGAGUUCUCUAGGUACAUAAUUACAUUAUCCUCUUACAAAUACAUAACAUUAAAUAAGGAUUUAUAAUAUUAAGAGCUUUUCGACUAGUAUACUUACAAAAAGAUGAGAUCUUAUGAAAUAAUCUGAAUUUUUCGCGAUAAUUUAUUAUAUUUAAUAUCCAUCCAGUAUUAUUAGAUAAAUAGGUGUAAUGGUGAGAAGCCAUUCUAGCUCCUAUAGUGUUUAAUGUAACAUAGGUUCAAUGAUUGGCCAACAAUUCUUAAAUUAAGUACAAAAUUUACGAAUUUGUUCUUAUUCAAAAACUGGGUCCCAUAACUCAUGAAUUGUAAUUUGGAGUUCUAUGGAAUGAGGCAGAGGAGCGGCCAGGAUGCCCGCGCUCGGCCAGACACUCUCUGGCGUUUUGUAGGAGAGCCUCAAAUUUACCCUUCGGUACGCUUUGUAAGGGGGGUCAAUUUGCUAACUUGCAAAAUUCAGAGAGAACACCUCUGAGCCUGAGCUCGGUUGUUCUGGUACGUGGUAGGACUGACGCUUAGGAUUUCCAAUCGCAAAUGAUCCUAGAAUCAAUAACAUUGAAAUUUCACCAAAAAUAGCAAGUGGACCUACCGAGAAAUGUCUCGGUACAAAUUAUUGGAACAACGAAACAUGGUCUGUUAUAAGAAAACGCAAUAGAUUCAUAGAUUCCUUUUGCAUUUGCACUUGUUCACAAUUCAACAUCGCUGUUUACAAGCUCCAAUUGUUUCUAGGAUGAUUCGCUUUCGGAAACGUAGAGGUAAUGCUUAAAAUUCUAAAUUGUCUCAGACAAGGUGGAGGGUCUUCAGCAAGAACUAAUUCCAUAUAAUGUUACCAGAUUGUCAAUUGUCAAGGAUUUUGUUGAGGACGCUCCAUUUCGCGACGCAGGUUUUGUUAACUGCGAGAGACAGUGUGACGAGGCAACUUUGUUUUCAGUGAUCGCUGGAGUAGAUAGGCAACUAAAAUGUUAGGUAGGACGCUCGCAGUUUGCUGUUUUAGGGGAUGGUAUUUGACGUGAACAUUCGCCUUUAGAAUGCCCGCGAGCAUCCAGCGGGCCUGCGUUUUUCGCUAGCACAUUCUGACCUAACAGUUUCAGUGGGAGUACAAAUCGGAACACGGCCAACUGGCUGGGGGCUGAUUAGCCUGCUUAUUGAAACUGCUGAGUUUACGUUAGAAUGUGCUUGCAAAGAAAUUCGCUGAAGAAUUAAAAUAAUGCUCCCGGCGAGGAUCGUCCCAAUUGCGUGCGGUAUGACACCAUAUUGGUAUGAAAAUAAAGACCAAGCUGAAUUUAGAAGAGUGUGAGCCUGACACGUUGCUCGACGAAGGACCAACGCAAGUUGCCGCGUUACAGAGGCAAAGACUUUGACUACAAUUGGCGACUUUUUACUAAAUUCAAAUUAAGAUAUUUCAUAAUUCACGAGAAGCAACGGUUUCGGAAUUCAUCAAAUCGAACCUUCAAUACGUAUACUUACCUUGUGUACAUUUUAGUAAGAGAUUCCAUUCGUAGUCCUGUGUAAGUCGGAAUUAUUCAUUUUAAAUCACUGAUAUUUUUAUUUUAUAAUUAUAGAUUUAGUAAGAAUAAUGAGUGCCGGCGCGUGCGCAGCGUCUGUCGAAACUAUUUAAUUGUUUAGAAACUAAUCCGGGGCGUGUCGUCCCUUGUUGAUGAUUCAAACCCAAUCGAAUAUAAUAAUGUUAAUAGUUUUAAUGUGAAUCUAAUUAACUUUAUGAUGUUUUGGGCCAAUAACUAUAAAAUCAAAAUAAUUAGUCCCUUACAAGGCAUAUUAAAAGCCGAAGGAAGAUUGACUUUGAAGAUUGAUUGAUUAUUGCCUUUGGAAGAUAUUUAAUUAGUUAAUGCCAAAUAUUGCUUUAUGUAUAACCUAUGCGAUGGUUAAGGAAUGAAUAGAAAGAGAGCGGAGUGCACAGCAUCAAUUGUCGUACAUAUCACUGAGACAAUACGUUUGUUACGAGUUCGAUUGGGAAGGAGUGUAGUGUCGCGUGCGUCAGGACAGACGAUGCGCGCGCGCCGCCGGCGGGCUCACUGUAAAUGUCGGCACAAGCCGCGCCGUGUAAAUAAAGUCAAAAACGCCGCCGGCGAUCUGUUUUUCAUUUAUUUAUAAUUGUGAUUGUUACGUAGGAUCUACGUCAGAUUGUGAAUGAGACGGUGGCUCUACGUUCUCAUGAACCGUAACAGUCUAAUGUUUGAAUCACGCUUAAGAGGAGCCAAAACGUUAACAAUGUUACUCAAGGUCUCAACGGCGGGUCUCGCUCUGCUGUUGAAGCGAAGGACAACGCAGUAGAAUUUUAACUUUCCGAAUAACAUUGGGCAUAGAUAGUUUGGACGUUAGACCCUCAUUUCGUUUGUGUAGUCGUACGUGUACUAGGCACUCUCCCGCGACUCCGCUCGCGCACGUCUGUAACUGUAAUGACAUUAGCGUGCAAUUUUCACGGUUUAAUUCAACAGUAAGUUGGUAAGACAGUUACGCACUUCUUUUCGCGGUAUCUACAAUAGCAGGUAGUGUAGUCUGUCUCACUGUUUCACAGACUGCACCGUACAUGUGUUUAACGAUUGUUUUGUGAAAAUGUGUUACCUAUUGUAUUGAAAAGCUUUACUCUGUAUUGUCUUGGAUGAUUAGUUUAAUUUGUACUGUACUGUGUUGAUUCUAAAGUAAAUUUUUAAAGCGCACUCUUGUUGUGUUGUUCUGUCUAUGCGUCCAAACCAUGCGACCGCAGUACCAGGCUUCAAUGUGCAUUUCUAUCCAUAAUGGUAUGACUGGAGCUUUUCCACAUUUAUACUUGAGUUAACAGUGCUAUGCUGUAAGAAUGAUUUUUCUUUUUAUUAUCAGUUGUAAAAUUGAGAAUUGUAUAAAUGAUUCAAUAAAGUGA
Molecule: messenger RNA, 9826 nt
Organism: Ostrinia furnacalis (Asian corn borer)
Lineage: Eukaryota; Metazoa; Arthropoda; Insecta; Lepidoptera; Crambidae
Gene: shaker
Product: potassium voltage-gated channel protein Shaker
Exons: 12
Coding region: 397-2328 (643 amino acids)
Biological process (GO): potassium ion transmembrane transport; protein homooligomerization; action potential
Cellular component (GO): membrane; voltage-gated potassium channel complex
Molecular function (GO): protein binding; delayed rectifier potassium channel activity
Source: RefSeq, a predicted model, not a curated record